AGUUUGGCUCCAAGCUUCAUGGUCAGUGCCAAACGGAAUUGUGGCGUAUGUCUGUUCAAUCGUCUUCCCGUCUUCCGAGCAGCGUCAACGAGACCGGCGCCGCCGUCUUCGAUCCGCGGUGAAUGGCGACGGUGCUCCGCUCUCCGCUGGCGACGCUGGCGUGGUGGCUCUGUUUGUGGCCGACCGCUUCGUCGGCGCGGCUGGCAGAGACCGAGCUGCUGGGGCCACCCUUGAAGAUCGUGGUGAACUCCAACCCGCACUAUGCCAGGCCACGGGCUUUGCUCAUGGGCACACUCAAGGCGGCCCAGUUCCAAAACUUCUCAGAGAUGAUCGUGGUCCUAGGAGGCUCUCAGAAAGACCAGGUCUACAAAGAUGGAGACAUCACGGUGGUGGAGACGACCUUCAUGAGCUACGACCUCACCGGCCUCUCGAUGCUUUGGCGUCACCGGAACCACCCCUGGGUUCGAGCUCAGGCCUACAUGUACCUGCUGGACACGGUGACCGUCGGUGUGGGCUUUCCCGAAAAGUUCGAGAACUUCUCGACGGUGCAUCGUGUGGGCUAUCAUGAGUACCGCGCGUCUCCCUUCCCGUCUUCGAACAUUUGCCUCUUUGGACAUGGCGUGGUCGAAAGCUAUCGGAGCAAUUUCGACACGGCACUUGCGAAGCAGGACGGGCUUUGGUUCGAGAGCGGCCACGCCCCGCGCGGCGUCCGGCAAUUGGACAAGUUCGCGCGCACGAUCUCGCCGCUGAAGGCGCGAGAGGAGCACGGGGAUCCGCUGGAUGUCUACGGCACGGGCUUUCCGCGUCGCGUCUUCUGGUAUCCUGACCUCGAUCUGUACAAGUACAUCUUCUGGAAAGGCCAUGGCGAUCUCACAGGUUCUUCUUCUUUGAGUUCAGGAGUACUCACUCCCGCGGCUGGACUUCUCCUCGCACAUCCAGUCCAUGCUCGACGCUGGGAGGGACCCAACAUUCGAGACUGCUCCAGCGCCAUGCUGAAGGGCAGCAGGCAGGCGCUCUGAGCCACAAAGCUGCCCUGCCGCCACUCCUGAGUUUUGGGUUGUCCGUCGAC
This is a messenger RNA of Durusdinium trenchii, 1069 nucleotides long. The record is from the annotation of a GenBank genome assembly. NCBI's taxonomy places the organism in Eukaryota, Dinophyceae, Suessiales, Symbiodiniaceae.